Notolabrus celidotus (New Zealand spotty) is the source of this 975-nucleotide messenger RNA. It is a transcript of the gene cimap1b, whose product is annotated as outer dense fiber of sperm tails 3B. Lineage: Eukaryota; Metazoa; Chordata; Actinopteri; Labriformes; Labridae. The coding region runs from base 137 to 910 and encodes 257 amino acids. Gene Ontology annotation, cellular component: cytoskeleton. The transcript is spliced from 7 exons. The record is from RefSeq and is a predicted model, not a curated record.
AUGGCAGCGUUGUCAUAGCAAAGUUGACAAGCACCAAACAGUUUUUGUUUGGGUUCAGUGCACACUUCUGAGCUCCGGGGGCUAAAACCUGACACAGAUUGAAACUCAGGGGAGGAUCAGGAGUUUGGAAAGGGUCAUGUCAAACACUGAAGGUUGGGUUGGGACAUGGAGGCCCCACAGGCCAAAAGCACCAAUAGCUGCUCUCUAUGGUAGCCCAGGGCCCAUAUAUGCACUACCAGGUCUCACAGGCAAUUCUAAGCAUGACCCUACUAAAUACAAAGCACCAAUGUUCAGCUUUGGGAUACGACAUGAGCAGGCCAGUUGUAACUGCUCCCCUGGACCAAGAUACCUGAUCCCCUCCAACAUCACCAGAGCAGGCCGAGAUGGCACACCUGCGUUUUCACUCCAGAGUCGUCCAAAGGACCCAGAAGUGUUCAAGGCUCCAGGGCCAGGCAAAUACUCCCCGGAGCAUUCGGGAAAAUGGAUCUUCCGCUCCUCUCCAGCUUAUUCUCUAUCUGGAAGGGGCAAAGACCAAAGGAUUAACGAAACACCAGGUCCAGCUGCCCACAGUCUGCCUCCUGUGUUGGGGCCCAAAACUGUGGGCAAAUCUGCAGCUCCCUGCUACUCCAUCUGUGGCCGCAGCAAAUCUGGAAGCUUCCAUGAGGACCUGAGGAAGACUCCUGGCCCUGCUGCCUACAAAGCUGUGGACCCGAAUCUGUACAUGCAAAAACCUCCCCAUUUCAGCAUGACAGGCCGCAACUACACACCAGGUGAUACCACACAGAAACCAGGACCUGGUGCACAUAAUCCUGAGAUGGUGUCUAACACAAGAAAAAAAGCUCCAAGCUUCUCUUUUGGACUGCGUCAUUCACAAUUCAUCGCUCCCUUCAUAGUAGAGGUGCCUGAAUAAUGGCAGGUUUCAUCUCUUACUUUAGAAAUUCACAUGGCACGACUAAAUAAAAAAGAAAAAGAGAA